Drosophila persimilis is the source of this 1394-nucleotide messenger RNA. RefSeq names its product LIM and senescent cell antigen-like-containing domain protein 1 (gene stck). Gene Ontology annotation, biological process: positive regulation of integrin-mediated signaling pathway; cell-cell adhesion; cell-cell junction organization. The transcript has 6 exons. The record is from RefSeq and is a predicted model, not a curated record. The coding region runs from base 123 to 1160 and encodes 345 amino acids. Lineage: Eukaryota; Metazoa; Arthropoda; Insecta; Diptera; Drosophilidae. Gene Ontology annotation, cellular component: cell-cell junction; focal adhesion; cytoplasm.
AAAAUUUUGUUUUGCAGAGUGUUUCUCUUGCCGUGAUCUAAAAACGUUGUACGUACGCAAUCGCAAUCCAAUUGGCGAGCCGUGGGCAAGUGCAACAAGUGAAAGCCAGUUAAACAGAUAGAAUGCCACCUGUGCAAGUCCAGGCCGUGAACAUGUCGCUGGGUGCAAUGCAUUGCACGCGUUGCGCCGACGGCUUCGAGCCCACCGAGAAGAUUGUCAACUCCAAUGGAGAGCUCUGGCAUACGCAUUGUUUUGUCUGCGCUCAGUGCUUCCGACCAUUCCAGGAUGGGAUCUUCUACGAGUUCGAGGGCCGCAAGUACUGCGAACGUGACUUCCAUGUACUCUUCGCCCCCUGCUGCAACAGGUGCGGGGAAUUUGUCAUCGGACGCGUUAUCAAGGCGAUGUCCGCAAGCUGGCAUCCGCAAUGCUUCCGCUGCCAGUUGUGUGCCAAGGAGCUGGCCGACAGCGGUUUUAUCAAGAAUCAGAAUCGCGCUUUAUGCCACGAGUGCAAUGCCAAGGUGAAGGCAGAGAUCACCGGUCGCUAUGUAUGCCAAAAAUGCCACGGCCUUAUUGACGAGGAGCCACUGCGUUUCCGUGGCGAGGUCUACCAUGGCUAUCACUUCAGUUGCACGGCCUGCGGCACCGAACUCGAUUCCACGGCGAGAGAGGUGAAGAGCCGCCCGGGGCUGGCGGCCAACGAUAUGAAUGAAUUGUAUUGUCUCCGCUGCCAUGAUAAGAUGGGGAUACCUAUUUGUGGGGCCUGCCGUCGGCCGAUUGAGGAGCGUGUGGUCACUGCAUUGGGCAAGCACUGGCAUGUGGAGCAUUUUGUGUGCGCCAAGUGCGAGAAGCCUUUCCUGGGGCAUCGGCACUACGAGAAGCGUGGCCUGGCCUACUGCGAGACGCAUUACCAUCAGCUCUUUGGAAAUCUUUGCUUUGUCUGCAACCAGGUCAUUGGCGGCGAUGUGUUCACGGCCCUCAAUAAAGCCUGGUGUGUGCAUCAUUUUGCCUGCUCUGUGUGCGACACGAAAAUGACUCAGAAAUCCAAGUUCUAUGAGUACGACGAGAAGCCCGUGUGCAAAAAGUGCUACGAACGCUUCCCGAACGAGCUGCGGCGCCGCCUCCGCACUGCCCACGAGAUGACAAUGAAGAAAAACGUCUAAAUCGAGUUCAGUCAAAUCCUGGGGCUGCUGCAUGCCAAUCCACACCAAAACAGUGCCUUUUGUCGUUGUAUUCUCUCUCCGUUUUUGUCUAUGUCUAACAUCCUAACAGCAUGUCCUGCUUUGUGUAACCCCGCCCCUUAUUUCGUGUGUGUAAUUUCUAAUGUAAAAAACUUUAAUCAACGGCAGCUAAACGCUAAGAAAAACAGACGAAACAGAUGAAUGUAUUAACAGCUU